AUGGAAGCUGAACCCUCACAAGAGUGGAAAGGUGACAGUCCACGAGAGGUGACAGCUCAGGAAGGUUCCUGUGUACAGAUUCCAUGUCAUUACAGUUAUCCAUCGUGUCUGGAAAACCAACCACGAGGUGGAGUCUGGUUUAAUAAUGAGGAACAGAUUCCCUCGGAUCCCAUAGCCUUUCACUCCAAGGAUCACAAUCACGAGUUGCCACGGUUCCACCAUCGGACCCGGCUGUCUGGAGACCUGAAAGAUGGCGACUGUUCCCUGAUUAUAAACAACAUCAGACGGGAAGAUGCAGGACCUUAUUUUUUCAGAAUAGAAUUUGACAAUGGUCUGAGCCAUAACUAUUACCCUGUAAACCAGCUUCACGUUUCUGAUUUCACAGAUAAACCCACGAUAUUCCCUGCUGAAAUUAUUGCAGGAAAGCGUGUGGAUUUAAGCUGUACCUUCAACACAAUGUGCAAUGGAACAGCAGCACCUGUCUUAACCUGGGACGCUCCCACUGACGUACCUGGAUCAGUCUCAAACACUGUAACUCAGCAUGGUGUCACUCUGACCUAUACUUCUGUUCUGACCCUGAUCCCAUCACUCAAACACCACGGACACACUCUCAGCUGCAGAGUGAGUUAUCCAUCUGUUUCAUCGGAGCGGACCCUCGUACUAACUGUGCAAGACAGUGGAGGAGAGAUUCUGCACGUGAUCCUGAUCCUGGGAAUACGAGCUGUGAUAUUCCUUGUGGCUGUGGUUAUCACUAUCGCUGGAGUCUGUGUCUGGGAGGGACAAACAGGGAAAGGAAAUCGACAGCCUGUUUAAAGCUUUGUGCAGCAACAAUCUCAUCAUGGAAAAGAAGGACGACAUUUGGCCCAUUGAGUCUAUGCUGUCUCUCUGUAAAGCAAUCCAGUCAGUCCCAUUCCCCCACUCUA
Carcharodon carcharias (great white shark) is the source of this 923-nucleotide messenger RNA. Its product is annotated as myeloid cell surface antigen CD33-like. The coding region runs from base 1 to 813 and encodes 270 amino acids. Lineage: Eukaryota; Metazoa; Chordata; Chondrichthyes; Lamniformes; Lamnidae. The transcript has 4 exons. The record is from RefSeq and is a predicted model, not a curated record.